AUGAAUGUCUCCUUCGCUCAUAUGCAGGAGAAACCAAGAGCUGCUCCGCGCCCUGUACGCACUCUUGCAUAUGACCACUCUAUGCAGUUGGCCGCUAACGCAAAUGCCAAUGCCACGAACGAUAACGACGGAGAACCCAGGACACCUAAGCCACGAACAGGAUGGGAGCCUGGCUGUACCGGUCCUAUUUCCGCAUGCAUCCCAAGCUUCAAAAGUCUGCCUGUGGACCCACGAGAGUUGGGUAAUGACCAUACCCGCCCCUACUUCUCCUUCAAGAACCCCAUAGAUAUAGCCCUAAACUGGUUCCGUCUCCUCGAAUCGCUUGAAGCUGUUUACGAGCAUAAAGUCAACCAUCGUUUCAUGCUGAGUUACCAGACCACGGGUAGAAACAUAGCCACACGAGACCAGGCUACCUCUUGGGUGUAG
Messenger RNA from Fusarium venenatum, 426 nucleotides. NCBI's taxonomy places the organism in Eukaryota, Fungi, Ascomycota, Sordariomycetes, Hypocreales, Nectriaceae. The record is from RefSeq and is a predicted model, not a curated record.